AUGAAAUUGCUGUAUUUGCACAAAGCCUCCACUGGCAGCGAUAUAAAGUGCCCACUGAUGGGUGCAACUGACAGAUAUGACAUGUUUAAUAUAUUUCUUUUUCCUUUUCAUAUAAAAGAAGACACCUCUUCAAGCUUUGAUGAGGAUGAGGAGAGCUAUACUGUUGUAGACGAAGAAAUGGAUUCUAGAACAUUUCAUCACCCAAUUAACAGAAACUCUGACUAUGCAGAAAGACGGUACUUCGGCAUGGAGACAUCACUGCAGCUUCCCAAUGAGCCAAAGCCAUUUCCAGCUUAUAGUCACCAGAAGAACAGCGGUGGGAAGGCUUCUAGAUAUAUGUACACAAAUCCCAGCCAGCAAUCAGUAAAAGAUAUAAGAUGCCACAGCACAGAUGCCGCACAGGAGCUUCACCAGGAACUCCGCAGCCAUCAAAUGAAGGGUUAUAAACAUGAAUACAAUGAAGGAGUGCCCCAGACUACUAAAGCCCCAGCUGUAAAUCGAGGCCUGAAACCAGAAAAGCUUUCCUUUCAGGUCAAGGCUGCAAACAUUGAAAAGAUAUCGUUUGGGAAACUGAAUCCAGCUGACGACAUCUCCAGACACGGUGGCUCUGCAAAAGGGCCAAUGAAAAGCACCCGAAUUUCAAAAAUGCAGAAUUCAAGAGAAAUAGGUUUCGCAUCACACCACCAGGCAAACGAGUUUUUUUCCAGAUCUUCUGAACAGGAAACAGAAGGAGCACAGAGUUUCUGUGAUAGGCCCCAGAGACCUUACAUUGAGCAAUGUGGCACGCGACAUGAAGACCACCAAUGGACACCUCCCUUUCAAAAAGAAGAAGCAAUUUGGGGUGACACAACUCAAAAUACGGACUAUGAUGAAUGCAACUGGUACGUCAGAGAAUAUGACAGAAAAAAAGCAGAACAGAUUUUGUUCCAAGAAAAGAAGCUGCUGUUGAGCUUACAUCAUUCACCAUCAGCCAUAGACUGUGAGCCCUACAACAAUUGGAUCAUGGCAGAUGGAACAUUGGCUGCCUUGGGCCACUCAGGCUUUAACAACAAAUAA
Molecule: messenger RNA, 1056 nt
Organism: Xenopus tropicalis (tropical clawed frog)
Lineage: Eukaryota; Metazoa; Chordata; Amphibia; Anura; Pipidae
Source: RefSeq, a predicted model, not a curated record